AUGACUUACUCUGGCAGACUAUUCAAGAACUAUUCGUUGAGAAUUGACCUCUUGGAAGUGACACUACUGGACCUGGCUCUGGAGUUCGAGGGAUCGACAGAUGGGUGGCUUGUAGAAUUUUAGUAGCAGCCACGAAGCACUGAUAAGGACUGGUAGAAGCAACUUGUUUUAAGGAGUACUGCAAUUAUAAUGCGCUUAGAGAGGGCUACUAAGCAGUUGAAAGAAAGCCUGGGAAUUCAUUUAGUAGUGGUAUUGUGGAACUAUGAAAUUCAAAACGGUAUAUUUAAGUAAGCCCUAGUAAAUUAAUUAGAAUUGGAAUUUAAACGAGGUGAUUCAAAGAACUUCACGAAUAGCCCUGGAAUACAAUGGAAGGACAACUGGACCAAGUGGAAGCUAAACCAAGGAAUUCCAAAACCUUAAAAGAUGCGAUGUAAGAAUCCUCAGCCUCCAAUGCAGUGUCACCUGAUAAGUGCAUCACUUCAGCCAAUAAAGAAGGACCUCAGGUAACUGAAGAUCCCAGCAAGUUUAAGUUGA
Messenger RNA from Stylonychia lemnae, 534 nucleotides. The record is from the annotation of a GenBank genome assembly. NCBI's taxonomy places the organism in Eukaryota, Ciliophora, Spirotrichea, Sporadotrichida, Oxytrichidae.